Molecule: messenger RNA, 531 nt
Organism: Encephalitozoon hellem ATCC 50504
Lineage: Eukaryota; Fungi; Microsporidia; Unikaryonidae
Product: ubiquitin-like domain containing protein
Exons: 1
Coding region: 1-531 (176 amino acids)
Source: RefSeq, a predicted model, not a curated record
AUGAUCGUAAGAGCUAUAAACCACGAAAACCUCUACAUAGAUGGCGAUUUUAAGGAUAUAGAGGAUUUAAAGGCUAAGAUAGCCUUGAAGUAUGGCAUACCUACCUCCUCUCAGUCAAUAAUAUUUAAUGGAAGGCUCUACGUAUUGGGCAUAUUUGACUUUCCAUUAGAAAGUCAUUCCGACACAUAUGAAAACCCUCUAGGAUGUUUUGGAUGCCCAGAUACCAUUUUUAAUGAUUUUGCAUCUAGUGGGAUGACCAUCAAUGAAAUUAGAGCCCAUGCGUUUCCUCAUAAGGAAGACCUAAAAGAAGAGAUCUUGCCACUGCCGAAAGCCAUAGACAUCAAAUCCAUAGCAAAAAAAGUUGUUGAAGGACAGUAUGAGGAAAUCUCAAAAAUACCUGAGGGUCUGGAAGAAGAAGAAAAGGCUGCGAUUAUGGAAAAUCUUGGAGAGUAUAUUGAUUUGAUUUUAAAACAAGCUAAUGAUUCCACUUCUCUUGAUACUAUAUGCUGGGGUUAUACAGUGACGAGAUAG